Molecule: messenger RNA, 330 nt
Organism: Emiliania huxleyi CCMP1516
Lineage: Eukaryota; Haptophyta; Isochrysidales; Noelaerhabdaceae
Exons: 3
Coding region: 1-330 (109 amino acids)
Source: RefSeq, a predicted model, not a curated record
AUGCUCGACACGGCGCGCCGUGACGCGCCCGGAGCGUGCCGCAGCGCCGUCGACCUCAAGGACAAGGCGGCCAACUUGGGGCUGCUGCAGCGGGCCGACGUAGAGCGCGAGAACGGGGCCGACGCGGCCAAUGCCCCCCCGCAGCUCCACGUGGAGGGCUUCUUGACGAGCACGGGCACGCCCUGGCCGCGAAGCAACGACGGACGCGUCGUCGUGCGCGCGCUGCUCCGCGCCGGCGUCGCCCCGCUCCCGGGCGGCGACGCUAGAGUCGCGCGCUACGUCAAGGAGCUGCAGGAGAAGGGAUACGGAAGGGCCGCGCGCGGAGGCUAG